Carya illinoinensis is the source of this 4421-nucleotide messenger RNA. Its product is annotated as protein SCAR3-like. Gene Ontology annotation, biological process: positive regulation of Arp2/3 complex-mediated actin nucleation; actin cytoskeleton organization. The transcript has 9 exons. The coding region runs from base 149 to 4135 and encodes 1328 amino acids. Gene Ontology annotation, molecular function: protein kinase A regulatory subunit binding; Arp2/3 complex binding. NCBI's taxonomy places the organism in Eukaryota, Viridiplantae, Streptophyta, Magnoliopsida, Fagales, Juglandaceae. The record is from RefSeq and is a predicted model, not a curated record. Gene Ontology annotation, cellular component: cytoskeleton.
GUGACCAAAGACUCGGAACAAUUUCUCUCUCCUCUACAGCUUUCAUAAUAAUUAAUAAAUAACACCUCCGUUCUAUCUCUGACAUUUAUUACAAUCAUUCCUUCAUUUUGUAUACUGAGAAUUCAGAGAAAAAGAAAGAGAGAAAUAAAUGCCGUUGGUAAGGUUCGAGUUGAGGAACGAGUAUGGCCUCGGGCAACCGGACAUUUACAGGCAAGUCGACCGAGAAGAUCCUAAGGCCGUGCUCGAUGCUGCCGCCGUUGCUGGCCUCGUCGGGAUCUUGCGCCAGCUCGGCGAUCUUUCUGAGUUUGCAGCAGAGGUAUUUCAUGGCUUGCAGGAGCAAAUGAUGACUAUAGUGUCUAGAAGCCAUAAACUGAAGGCCCGUGUACAGCGCAUUGAAGCUGCACUUCCUCCCAUUGAGAAGGCUGUUCUUGGCCAGACAAGCCACAUACAUUUUGCUUAUACUGCCGGUUCUGAAUGGCAUCCUCGUAUUCGAAAUGGACAAAAUCACUUCAUCUACAAUGACUUGCCACAAUUUAUUAUGGACUCCUAUGAAGCAUGUCGCAAUCCUCCACGUUUGCACUUGCUUGACAAGUUUGAUACUGGUGGUCCGGGAUCUUGCUUAAAGAGAUAUUCAGAUCCAACUUUCUUUAAGAAAGCAUCAGCUACCUCUGAUGAAGUGACUACUGAAAGAAUCCGAAUCAAUAAAAAUGCUCAUAGAAGCAAGAAGAAAAGGUCAUCACAGUGGAAUCGAAAAGGACAGCGUGGUGCAUCAAGAUCCAAUAGCUGUAGCAGAUUGCAGUUUGCUUCUCUUCCUGUUAAUGGUCAAACUUCCAUGCAAACUGCCUCAGCUGUAGAUGUGGCUUCAAAUUCUAAACUAGGAGACCAUUCAAAUUCUUUUGAUUCAAGAAAUGGUCCGCAGUUUACUUCUUAUAUUGUUGAUGACCAGGCCUCACCUCAAACAGCAUCUGCAGUUGACAUGACACUGAAACCUGACACUGGAGACCAUUCAAAUUCUUUUGAUUCAAGAAAUGGUCCGCAGUUUACUUCUCAUAUUGUUGAUAACCAGGCCUCACCUCAAACAGCAUCUGCAGUUGACAUGACACUGAAACCUGACACUGGAGACCAUUCAAAUUCUUUUGAUUCAAGAAAUGGUCCGCAGUUUACUUCUCAUAUUGUUGAUGACCAGGCCUCACCUCAAACAGCAUCUGCAGUUGACAUGACACUGAAACCUGACACUGGAGACCAUUCAAAUUCUUUUGAUUCAAGAACGGGCUCAGGAGAUAUCGAAUGUGUUUUCCAUCUGAUUUCCAUGCAACCUGAACAGCAGGAAUCACUCUCUUCUAGGUUGAUGCAGCGUAAUGAUACUCUUGAUUCAGUUUUUCCUGACGAGCAGACCAAGGCUGUCGAUGAUAACAUUCCAGGCAGUUCCUUACUAGAAAAAAUUGCUUCCAGUUCUUCUUGUGUUACCUGGGAUGAAAAGGCAGAGAUAGUGGAGCCCAACAGUCAGCAAAGUGAUAGAGAGGAAGCUCCAGAGAUGCCCUCGACAAAGUCUGAUGUAGAUACACAUGGGGAGAGAGCUGUUAACUUUACAAAUAUUGAUCAAAUGCAUAGCCUGCUUGAUUGUAAAAACAGUCUUGAGUUUAUCUCCAACGGUAUUCAGAUCAACAGCAUUGAAAGUGAGCCAGUUUUUCCUGAUGAGCAAACCAAGGCUAUGGAUGAUAACUUCUCAGGCAGUUCAUUACUAGAGAAAAUUGCCUACAGUUCUUCUUGUGUUACCUGGGAUGAAAAGGCAGAGAUAAUGGAGCCAAAUGGUCAGCAAAGUGACAGAGAGGAAGCUCCAGAGAUGCUCUUGACAAAGUCUGAUUUAGAUACACACGGAGAGAGAGCUGUUAACCUUGCAAAUGGUGGUCAAAUAGAUAGUCUGCUUGAUUGUGAAAACAGUCUUGAGUUGAUCUUCAACGGUAAUCAGAUCAAUGACAUUGAAAGUGAACCAGACAACUACAUGGAUGCACUCAAUGCCAUUGGAUCGGAAUCUGAGAAUGAUCUUGACUAUCAAACAAAAAGAAAAGUGGAGCGGUAUGCCUCCAACACCAAUGAUGAAGGAAUAAAUGAAAUCCAUGAGCUUCCUGCAAAUAGCUCAGACCAUAACCAUCCAGAGUUGGAAUCUGAUAUUGCAUCCUGCAGUUUCUCAAAUGAAGAAGUGCCAUCAUAUAUACCAAACUCACUUUCCCCGGAGAGAGUUGUACAAGAACAGAUGCCUCUGAUCACUAAGAUGCCUUCUAAUUUAGAAUUUUCAGUAGACGAUGAUUUCAGUGGAGGUGCUGAUGCUCACAAUGGUUCCAAAUUGGAAUCUGUUGUUACUGGUCCAUCCUCUGCCCCCAAAACUUCUGAUUUCGGGGAUCUAUCGAUGGAUAAGAUGUUUAGCAGUUUUUACAAGUCUGAUGAAACUCCUGCUGACUUUUCUGGUGUUCGUUCAAUUUCGUUCUGGACUAAUGGUGGUCUUCUUGGACUUGAGCCAUCAAAACCUCCUGCUUAUGGCAUGUCAAAUGCUGUGGGUCAGGAUUUGGUAAACGGAAGUAAAGACGACACAGUUUUCCCUUCAAAACAUGGGUUUAUGCUAAAAGGUGAUGAACUUGAAGGUAAACUAGAUAAGUUGGACAAGAAAGAUGGAGGCAUUGAAAAGGAUCCAAGUUGUGUUUGCUCUACAUCAUGCCAAGAUGACCAGGAAGAUAGUAUGUCAAAAACGAAGACAUUUGGGCGAUUUUCACCAGCUGAUUCAGAUGCCAAAUGUGAAAAUUUCAGUGUAAUGGCACCUAAAACUGUAGUGCCAGUCUCACCACAUAUCAAAUCCAUAUCUGCCGAAUCCAAUCAAGAGAAUGAUGAAAACUCAUCUCUAGUGUUUGGACUCAGCCAAAGGUUACUAGCAACUGGUUUAUACAAAAAAGUUUCACAUGUCCAUGAUGACAAUCUUGAACCUGCUAGUUCUAUGAAUGCUAGUGGUUUGGAGCAAUUCAGUGGGCAACGUAGAGUUGUGAAUCAAACAAUUCCUGAGAAAAAACUUGAAGAGCGGUGUGGACAUGGCUCUCCUGUAGAUUCACUUACUUCUUCACCACCACUAGAACAUAUGAAAAUAUCUUUCCAUCCUCUAAAUGGCUCUGAGGCUUCCAAACUGAAACUGAAUUUUCCUGAUGCGAAUCAAUGCUUUGAAGGCAUAAGAGACAUGUUUCCAUCAUUUCAGUUGGUCCCUGAGGCUGGUAUUCCUAUGAAUGAUUUUGGUUUUGAGUCUGACGAUGACACAUUUUGUAGAUCAUCUCCUUAUAUGUCCGAUGAUUGCCACAGCCAUUACUCUGCAUCAAAUUCUGAGCAGUGGGAAUCUGGUGAAACUCCUAAAAGCAAGGAUCCCGAACCCCAUGAUGCCUUAUGUGGAAUCUCAUCAGCGGAAUCUAUAUCAACUUAUCAGGAGUUUGGGAGAACGAUCAACAAUGGCAUCCACAUUGAUUGUGGAAUUAGAAUUGCAGAUACUGGGAACGGUGUGGAACCUUCUUUGUCUGGUUCUCUGCUUGAUCUUCCCAACUUUGAUACUGUGAACCCUGUACUUCAGCAAGUGACAAAUGAAGAUUCUAAUCUCCUCAAGUUGGAAUGUUCUGGACGGCUUGUACCACAACCGCCACCUCUCCCUCCAGUACAGUGGAGGGUAUCAAAACCUAAUUUUUAUGUGAUAGAAUACAAACAAGAUGAUGUCCCUGACGCCCUAAUGCAUGCAUCUGAUCUGAAACAUUUUGGAUCCGCAAUGUCUCAGCAACCAAAGCCAACCCCAGAGAAGCAACAACGAACUAAUGAGGAGGCUGCUGCAAUAGUACAGAUGGGCAAGCAGCAGGACCAGCAGAAGUUGAAUGAGCAGAAAGAAGCGAAUCGAACUAUGAAUGACAAGGAGAUGGACGAAAGGGAAAAUUUCCUACAACAAAUCAGAUCAAAAUCAUUUUGCCUGAGGCGCACAAUGACAACCAAGCCAACUGAUACACCAGGACCUGCUACAGAUUUCAAAGUCACUGCCAUUUUGGAGAAAGCUAAUGCCAUUCGCCAGGCUAUUGGGAGUGAUCAUGGGGAUGAUGAUGAUACCUGGAGUGAUGCUUGAUUUAUUCCUUUCGGUUGGUUCCAUGAUAAGAAAAUCUCCUAUAGCUUUGAGUACAGUUGUGAGGGGUAGCAUUACUUUACAUGUGAAUAAUCUUUUCUUUAUUUUUUUCUGUAACUAUUUGUAGGGGUUCCUUGUAUCAUAUUGUGAUCAAUUUUUUGAUUCCUUGGUAAAUGUAUGUUGUAAGCAAUUAGAUAAACACUUGAGCUUGAGCUUGAGGACAAUGUAAUCUGCAUAUUUGAGGCAGCAAUGUAUCCGUGAUGCCCGAAAAAUGUGAUGGUUAUGUUCA